Lasiosphaeria miniovina is the source of this 279-nucleotide messenger RNA. RefSeq names its product zinc finger domain-containing protein, DPH-type. The record is from RefSeq and is a predicted model, not a curated record. Bases 1 to 279 code for a protein of 92 amino acids. NCBI's taxonomy places the organism in Eukaryota, Fungi, Ascomycota, Sordariomycetes, Sordariales, Lasiosphaeriaceae. The transcript is spliced from 2 exons.
AUGGCCGACGACGACGACCAGCUCGCCAUCUACGACGAGGUCGAAAUCGAGGACAUGACGUACGACGACGCCCGCCAGCUGUACCACUACCCCUGCCCAUGCGGCGACCGCUUUGAGAUCGCCCUCGCCGACCUGCAGGACGCUGCCGACAUUGCCGUGUGUCCGAGCUGCAGCCUGAUGAUCCGCGUCAUUUUCGAGGUGGAUAACUUGCCCGAGCCUCCUCCGGGCCCGGACGCUGCUGCGGUCACCAAGGCUCCGGUUGCUGCUGCUGCUGCUUAA